UAAGCAAUCAAGCAUUUUUUUAGAAUCCGACAUGGGGUUCAUCAGCAUAUACUUCUUUGCUCUUCUGGUGUGCGCCAACACCACUACUACAGCACCCAAAAAACCAUGCCUAAUAACUGACCCCAAAUGCCGUGAAGUCUACUUUAACGAUCACUGCAAGGAGGAGUGCUUAAGCAGGGAGGAUAUAAGGGAGAGAUGCUUUGGUAAAUGCAAGGACCGAUUAAAUCAACGAUGGGACGCGUUGACACGAAGAAGACAGAUGACAAAGAAGCAAAACAAAAAGCCGAUGACAAAUAAGCAAAACAAAAAACCUCAACAUUAAACCUGUCACCGCUUGUGUUAACAUUGACGACCAUAU
Cylicocyclus nassatus is the source of this 358-nucleotide messenger RNA. The record is from the annotation of a GenBank genome assembly. NCBI's taxonomy places the organism in Eukaryota, Metazoa, Nematoda, Chromadorea, Rhabditida, Strongylidae.